UACAAACUCAUCCUCAAUUCCAUCUAAAAGACUCCAACUCAAACACUCAACGAUCCACACCUAACGUAUCAAGCACUUGAUAGUCUAGAUCGCUCGUUUGGAUGGAUCUGAUUCACUUAUUACCGGGCUACGGAAAAUACCACAUUGCAUUGUGCGACUACAUUGGAACCCGCUGUCGGGACGACCGAAGAAUACGGCAAUCACUUCCGUUAAAGCAGUGGAUUCUGGUAUAUCAGCAUCAGAGACAAAAGUAUCAAGAGAGUUUGACCCAGUUUCCAGCCCCGAAAUUCCAACGUUAGCCCCUGGAAAUUUUACAAAUUAGUUAUAUCAUAGGCUCAAAGAAAUGACUCGAGCCUUUCCCUUGCAAUUCUUGUACCGUGGAGAUUUAUCCGACAUCCUUCAACUACCGUGAUAUCUGGUAUGCACGUCAGAAAAAGUACGUUUUUCAAGAAAAUCUGGUAUAUAUGUAUGUAUCCGCGGAUUCCGGUGUAGAAAGAUGCCCGGUAGAGCGAGACUCUACCCGGCCGGCCGGGGUAAAUGAUUCGAUGGAUUGUCAAAGUGGAUGAUCUUGCUCCCCAAUUUUUGUUCGUUUUCCCCCGAGAUUCACCUCUUUGUAGCAUGUUAAAUGAGAUAGGCGGUCCCAUCCAACGUUUCUUUCAAAACCCUGUAUCUGAAUACCAUAACCAGUGACAAUCCGGGAAAAACCAAACGUCUUUUCAUCAAUACUAUCGUUACUCUUUCUCCUAUCUUCAUUCAGUUGUACUAUUACAAAAUGGUGGUUAAUGAGAAAAACACAAACUCCAAGCUCAACGUUGCUAUCAUUGGGGGCGGUCUUGGUGGACUUGCUCUCAGCAUUGGACUUCUCUCGCACCGUGAUCAUCUCAAUAUUACAAUCUACGAAUCAGCUCCUUGCUUCACGGAAAUCGGUGCUGGUGUUGCAUCCGGCCCCAAUGCUGUGAACGCAAUGGGUUUAAUCUCUCCAGAUAUUCUGAAAGGUUACAAGAAAUGUGCAACCUUCAAUGAAACUCGUGAUCGGGAUAAUGUCUGGUUGACUUUGCGGUACGGCAUGGAUAGUAGAAACGGGGAGGGAAAGAAAAUGGACUUCGUUCAUCAUAUCGGAGAGAAAGGAAAGUCUCUAGGGGAGAUCUCGGAACUGUUAACGUCCGAGGGGAUUAAGAGGAGAAGUUGUGUGCAUAGGGCCAGGUUCUUGGAUGAAAUGGCCGCCUUAAUUCCAGAUGGGAUGGUAAAGUUCAAGAAAAGUCUCGUGAGCGUUGAAGAGAUGGGAGGGGUGGACAAAGAAUUGAAGUUGGAUUUUGCAGACGGUGAGACAGCUUUCGCGGAUGUAGUGAUUGGCUGUGAUGGCAUCAGAAGUGUGACAAGAAAAUUCGUUGUGAACGGCCAGUCAGUGGAGCCAGAAUUUGCCGGCAUCUACGCUUAUAGAGCUAUGAUUCCCAAAGAUGUUGCUAGAGAAGCAAUAGGAGAUGAUCUGGCAUUAAAUGGUCAAUUGUACCUUGGAUAUGACGGAUAUAUGAUUACUUAUCCGGUGGAACAUGGCGAUUUGAUUAACAUAGUUGCACUGAAGACGAAGAAGGACAUGAAAUGGAAUAAGGAGCGUUGGUUGAUACCUGCUUCGAAAGAAGAGAUGUUAUCCGAUCUAGAAGGCUUUGAAGGAAAACUGGUUGAAUUGGUUUCAGAAUACUGCAGCGGAGAUAAAUGGGGACUUUUCCAUCUUCCAAAUUCUCAGCAAUAUUAUCGUGGAAGGGUAUGUCUUAUGGGUGAUGCUGCUCAUGCAAGUACACCGCACUUGGGAGCUGGCGCUGGAAUGGCUUUUGAGGAUGCAUAUGUUUUGAGUCACCUGUUUGAGGGUGUCAAGAAUAUUAACGAUAUUGAAGAGGCACUCAAGGCUUUCGAUAUGGUAAGGAGACAAAGGUCGCAGAAAUUGAUCAGGAGUAGUAAGGAGUCCGAGGAGCUCCUUACGCUUUCUCAUGGCGAAGUUGGAGAAGAUGUGGGAAGGAUCGCGGACAAGAUUGAUUCGUUGUAUGAAUGGGUCUGGGAUUUUGACCUUGAAGGAAGUUUGCUAGAGGCGAAACAGCUCUCGGGGUUGUUUUAAUCCUUUGCCUUGUACGGAAGAAAGGGAUGUAAUAUAGCUGUCGGUACAUCAUGUGAUCAACCUCGAAAGGGAGGCCGUACAUAAAGGGAGCCGUACGACUAGUGCAUUCUAGCCCGUACCCCUUUCAAUAUAAAUAGGUCCCUCUCCCCUAGAUAGAUAAUAGUCAUCCAUGAACAAA
Messenger RNA from Sclerotinia trifoliorum, 2288 nucleotides. The record is from the annotation of a GenBank genome assembly. NCBI's taxonomy places the organism in Eukaryota, Fungi, Ascomycota, Leotiomycetes, Helotiales, Sclerotiniaceae.